Molecule: messenger RNA, 1232 nt
Organism: Aedes albopictus (Asian tiger mosquito)
Lineage: Eukaryota; Metazoa; Arthropoda; Insecta; Diptera; Culicidae
Exons: 2
Coding region: 119-1168 (349 amino acids)
Biological process (GO): mitochondrial transcription; transcription elongation by mitochondrial RNA polymerase
Cellular component (GO): mitochondrial nucleoid
Molecular function (GO): DNA polymerase processivity factor activity
Source: RefSeq, a predicted model, not a curated record
UUGACCCAAUGCUUCGUCGUCGGGUUCUUGUGGUUUUCGCUGGCGGUGUUUUGUAAUCAAUGGGUUUUUAGUGUUUAAAAUUAUUCUGAAAAUAAAAUCAGAACGAUUCGCGAAUUCCAUGUUUAUGCUCGGAAUCCGUUCCGGCUUUCUGCCGCGCAGUAGUGCCAGUGCAGUGGGCUUUCGUUGCUUCAAUGUGAAAAGUACCCCAAGGCUCGGAUUCCCCUGUGCCUAUUCCGAUGAGGAAACCCGAAAAAUCCUCAACACCCUCAAUGAGGAGGAUGUGGAACAGCUGUACAAGUACAACAUAUCAAAGUAUCGGCUGAAGAAGAUCGAAGGAUGGCGUAAAAAGUUUGGUUCCUUCAUGUCCCUCGAUCAGGUGCUGGAAUUGGAUGGGUUUGGGAUUACGGUUCUUCGCAAGUUUUACGAUUCUAUAGUGCAAAACCCAAAAGAUGCCGAAGCAGUCGCCCAGAAAGCCAUUAAGAAGGACGUCAAAUUUACAACUCCGAUUUUCUCGGUCAAUGUCAUCCCUAAAAUUCAAAGUUGUGUUACCCUGUAUGUGGGACUAGAUUAUGUUACAUGGGCAAAGUUCAAGGUAUCGAAAGAUGAACCAACGGUUCUGACCGGAUGGAACAGUUUCCAGAUAAAUGAUCGAAAAUUGCACGUAAGUGAACUGAUUCGCAACGUGACCCAAAUCAAUCAGUUGAUUCCGGAGGCGGAUGUGUACGUCGUGGAGAAUCCGGCCGUAGCCCAGACGGUGGCCAUGGGAAGUGCUACCCAGACGAACAUAAACGUCCAAAAGUCCCAGCUGAUUGCGAUGAUUAUGUUGAUGUUGUCCAAUCGGGUUCCAGAAAGUGCCGAAAUCGUGCCCAACGUGUACUUCGUGAAACAGUACACCUCCGCCAGGUUGUUUGGGAUUUUUGUCGGCAAUGAACGAGUCUCUGCCGAUGGGGUGGUGCGAUCACUCAUGGAACGGCAAAUCGGUCCAAAUGAGGAGAGCGUCGAGCACGUCCAGUCAAAACUGGUGAUUCCAUCCGGGCUGAAGGUUGUGUACGAGGAAAACGAUAGUGCCGAGCGGGAAUUCUUGGGGCAAUCAAUGCUGUUGGGCUUGUCGUUCCUGAGGCUUUGCGUAUUCAAGUGCGAAGAUAGUUUGAAGAUUUUUCGACGAUGAACCGGAACGGGUAAAAAGGUAUGUACAUAGAGAUAUUGCUAAAUAGCGGAAAUGUAAAAUAUUA